CUGCUUCCUUGAUUGUCGUUUUAGACAACCUUUUACAUCCAUCAAACGUUCAGUAAGAGAGUGAAGAAGGGCAAAAAUAUGUCCUCCUUAAAACGAAUCACAAUUUUAUUGUGUUGCUGAUGACGGGCGGCAACGUAAGUGGAUGAUUUAGUCUAUUCACUGUUACCUUUGGGCGACCCAACUCGUUGGUAGCCCCGUGCCGUAGCACAAGAGUAUGAACUCCUCAUCAACAAUGACGCUUCAGCUACUGCAGCUUCAUUCUCACUCUGCCAACAAACUACAGAUUCUUUUUAAAGUUUUGCUGCUCGAAGCUGCUCGAAGCAGUUUGGAAAAAGAGCUUCGCGUCAUCACGAACAAGGUAUAUGAAGAUGUCAAAGUUUUCCUGAUGUCGUCUUUUUCAACAAGUGUCUACAAUGACAUCUGCAAGGCUUUAAAUGAGAAAUGUCAAUUAAUAGACAGAGUCUCAGUUCUACUGAAAGACUUAACAUUUGAGUCAAGAAUUUGUCUGCAGCCUUUACGCAAAAAUGGGGUAACAACAAGCCUAUGCCAACCAUCGGGAGUGAGAGGGAUCCUGUGUGAUAAUGCACUCUGGUUUGGACCAAUGUUGCAGAACUCCAUUAUGGCCACUUCCAUAAUCGAAACAGUCCAGAUGCUGAGAGCUAGACAGGGUUUUCAAUGGCUGACAAGAUUCCCCACCCCUCAGCUCAGAGCAGUAAAGGUGGAUACAAUGCCUGUUGAAAAAUGCUCAAUUGACACUGUCUACACAUCAUUGAGCCAGGACGCUAAAGGACAAGAAAUAAAAACACAGCUUGAGGAGAAAUGCCAAGCGGAGGCUACAAUUAUUCCUUCUGCCCUCAUUAAGAGCCCAAAGGUCAACACCGAGCCAACUGCAAAGUUUAUUUGGGGACUUCAAGAUGUCCAUAUGCAAUGCAAAAAACAAACUACCACCCAACUGCUGCACUUCCUAAAAGCACAAGCCAAAAGUGUGGAGUCACUCGAGGCCUUUGUCAUCACACAGCCAUCUGUGGCAACACAAAGUGAAGGUUCUUCUAUCAGACAUGUGUCACAUGAGCAGAAUGAUGCAAAAGCGCCAAAGACACUGCUGACAGAUACGGUAAACCACAAGCCUGUUUUCAGGCUCAAAAGGGUGAAUUCAAAUGGCUUGCUUACAUAUGCUUGUGUGAUCGCGACCAACACUGAAUUGUGGGAUUUCCAAGAUGUUGAAACAAUUGUCACAGCAGGCGAGGCCCAGAGAAAAUCCAUGAACUGGUGCUCAGACAAUAAAGCCUGCCCAAGUGAAAUAUUUGAGGGAGACAAGGCGUGCACAAUUAAAAACCUAACACUCCCAUAUGAACAUUGUGACUAUUAUUCUCCAAAAAAGCCCCAAACUGAGUCGGCAAACAUUCCAGAGUUCCAGGUGCGAAAGUUUGAGGAACCUGAGGUUGUUGUGUCUCAUGUUGUAAGUCCGAGCAACUUCUACAUCCAGCACGUUGACUCCAUCACCAAGCUGCAGGCGCUUUUUAAUGGCAGCUGGGAAUCCAGUAGUUCAUAUGCUGAGCAGAACUGCAUUCCAGACAUUGGAGCCCAUGUAAUCGCCCGGUUCCCGAAGGAAGAACAAUGGUGCAGGGCUCAGGUGACAAAGAUAUGUGGUGUAAACAAAGAUGAAGCCACUGAUGGAGCCGAGGAUGAGGCUUCCAUCAAGGUGGAGGUGAGAAGGCUGGAUCAUGGCGACACCGCCUGUGUCUCACUGUGUAACCUCAAGGAGCUGAGCGCAGGAAUGUGCAAAUUACCUCUCCAGUCAAUGCAAGUCUCCAUGGCAAAUGUGAUUCCUAAAAAUGGGACAGACUGGACUGAGGAAGCAGUUGAUUGGUUUAGAGAGAUGGUGCACAACCGGACGUUCUAUGCCAGAAUUUACACAGACGGGCCCGGCGUGUCAGUUGAGCUUUUCUUGGAAAAGGGGAAGCUUGGAGCUAUGAGGAGGGGGCCGCCGUUGUCUUUGCGACUAGCCCAGAACGGACAUGCAAAACACAGCAGCAAACUGAAGAAUAUGAGUUUACCAAAAGACAACCGUGCUCAAGUCCAAUGGAGAAAACAGGAUUCAGACUGGGAGAAGUACCUCAUCUCAUACUACACUCAGCAGAAAAACUAGCUGACAGUAAAAGAGGGAACGUCUCCAGUUUUGUAUUCAGUAAUGUCUUAAAAUAGGUGAUAAUGUUCUGCUCUUUUAUUUGCAAUGUAACCCUUUUAUUGCAUUCUCAUGUUAACUGAGGCCCAGCCAAGAAUAAAAAAA
Molecule: messenger RNA, 2290 nt
Organism: Hippocampus comes (tiger tail seahorse)
Lineage: Eukaryota; Metazoa; Chordata; Actinopteri; Syngnathiformes; Syngnathidae
Exons: 8
Coding region: 215-2149 (644 amino acids)
Source: RefSeq, a predicted model, not a curated record